UUUUCAUUGGAUUGACCACCAUUUUCCUCUUCACAUUGUCGCCCAUUUUAUUGUUUGUGGCUAGUUGGUGGUUUUUAUUUCGAAGCCAGCUGUUAUAUUUGUUGUUUUCAAAGUUCCUUUCAUUGUGCAUAAGGGGUGGGCGGUGCGUUGUCUUAGGUUUCGGCCGGACUAGCGUAUCGUCCGGACUUUGUGCCACUUCUGAGAAGACCAAAUUUCGUGAUUUCGACCUUGUGGUACUAAUAUAAUCGAGCCACGAUGACCCGUGGAAAUCAAAGAGAUUUGGCUCGCGCUAAGAACCAGAAGAAGCAGCAGGAGUUGUCCAAGAAGAAAAAUGCUAAUGAUAAGACAGGGAUGUCUUUAUCUGAAAGGAAACAUAGGGAUGCAGAACUUAUGAGAGAGAAACAACGGAAAAAGGAGGAACAAGAAGGUGUCCAUCAGAAACAAGCCGUAAAUUAAUAUUUCAUUCUUAUGAACAAUCACAAGGAAAUAAGUUUAUUGAAGAGGUGAAAUGGUUCAAGUGAUAACAUAACAAGCAAUUUAAAUAAGAAAUGUUGUAAAUUCUGAGUUCCAACAUAAAGCUAAUAAUAACACC
Molecule: messenger RNA, 592 nt
Organism: Cydia splendana
Lineage: Eukaryota; Metazoa; Arthropoda; Insecta; Lepidoptera; Tortricidae
Product: putative SERF-like protein
Exons: 3
Coding region: 256-456 (66 amino acids)
Cellular component (GO): cytosol
Source: RefSeq, a predicted model, not a curated record